AAGCUUAAAGUGCGGCAAAUAUAAAUAAGUAUUAUUAGGUUAGAAAUAGAAGUGAGUUUCACUUAAGGAGAGUGGACUCUUUCAAUAUUCAAAUAUCGCUUUGAACGCUGAGAAAGCUCGGCGUGUAAUCCCAGUGGCAUUACGUCUAGAAGAAAGAGCAUUCUUAGACUGGAAUCUUUGAAAAUCCAUCUGCGUAUUUGAUUUCUAGUUGGUUCAACCAUGAAUUCGGGCUGUGCGACCUUGAAGACCAAUGUUUACCCUGUUAAAGUCAGAAAAGGAAGUUUCACGAAUCGAACUUCAGGAUUUUUUGGGGAAAGCAUUAAUUGGAGCCUAAAAUGUAGAGACUUGAAUAUCCAACAGCGGAAAGGUUUGAAGAGUGAUAACAAAGUUGGAAAAUAUAAGCUUGGUGUCGCUUACUCCAUUCUCACCGAUUUAGACAAGGAGACUACGUUUGAAACACCAAUGUUCGAGACUCCACAAGCAGACCCCAAAAAUGUAGUUUCGAUCAUAUUGGGUGGUGGUGCUGGGACUCGCCUAUUUCCUCUGACGGGCAAAAGAGCUAAGCCGGCGGUUCCUAUCGGAGGGUGUUACAGGCUGAUUGAUAUCCCAAUGAGCAAUUGCAUCAAUAGUGGCAUAAAGAAGAUUUUUAUAAUGACACAGUUCAACUCAUUUUCCCUCAAUCGCCACCUUGCUCGAACAUAUAAUUUUGGGAAUGGUGUUAAUUUUGGUGAUGGAUUUGUGGAGGUUCUGGCUGCCACUCAAACUCCAGGAGAUUCUGGGAAGAGAUGGUUCCAAGGAACGGCUGAUGCUGUGAGACAAUUUAUAUGGGUUUUUGAGGAUGCCAAGACCAAGAAUGUUGAGAACAUUUUGAUACUGUCUGGCGAUCAUCUUUACCGAAUGGACUACAUGGAUUUUGUCCAGAAGCAUGUUGACACAAAUGCUGAUAUUACAGUCUCAUGCUUACCUAUGGAUGAUGGUCGAGCUUCAGAUUUUGGAUUGAUGAAAAUUGACAACACAGGACGUGUUAUCCAAUUCGCUGAAAAGCCAAAGGGCCCUGACUUGAAAGCAAUGCAAGUUGAUACUUCUGUUCUCGGGCUUUCUCAGAAUGAUGCUGCGAAAUACCCUUAUAUCGCGUCAAUGGGUGUUUAUGUGUUUAAAACUGAUGUUCUGUUGAAGCUAUUAAAAUGGAGCUAUCCUCAUUGUAAUGACUUUGGUUCUGAAAUUAUUCCAUCAGCCGUGAGAGAACACAAUGUCCAAGCGUACUUAUUCAAUGACUACUGGGAGGACAUUGGAACCAUAAAGUCUUUUUUCGAUGCCAACCUCGCUCUAACAGAACAGCCUCCCAAGUUUGAAUUCUAUGAUCCAAAGACACCGUUCUUUACAUCUCCUAGGUUCUUGCCACCUACUAAAGUUGAAAAAUGCAGGAUCGUGGAUGCAAUCGUCUCUCAUGGUUGUUUCCUGAGGGAGUGUAGCGUCCAGCACUCCAUUGUUGGUGUCCGCUCACGUCUAGAGUAUGGUGUAGAACUUCAGGAUACGAUGAUGAUGGGUGCAGAUUACUACCAAACUGAAUCUGAGAUCGCCUCACUGCUUGCAGAAGGAAAGGUUCCAAUUGGUGUUGGUCAAAAUACCAAAAUCAGAAAUUGCAUCAUUGACAAGAAUGCCAAGAUAGGAAGAGAUGUGGUUAUCAAAAACUCCGAUGGUGUUGAAGAAGCAGACCGAUCAAGCGAAGGAUUUUACAUAAGGUCAGGUAUUACAGCAAUACUGAAGAAUGCAACCAUCAAAGAUGGAACAGUAAUUUAAGUUUAUAUAGUUUCUUUUUUGGUAUUUAUGGUAGAAAAAGUUUUCGAGGAAGUUGAUUCACGGGAUUUAACUUUCACGUAACUCAUCUGCUGCUCACAUAUGUAAAUUAAAUGUUGUUUCAACCUGUUGCUGAAUAUUUAGAGAAUAAAGGGUGCUCAUGGUUUUAUUUUA
This is a messenger RNA of Humulus lupulus (European hop), 1971 nucleotides long. RefSeq names its product glucose-1-phosphate adenylyltransferase large subunit 1-like. The transcript is spliced from 15 exons. Bases 220 to 1800 code for a protein of 526 amino acids. Gene Ontology annotation, biological process: glycogen biosynthetic process. NCBI's taxonomy places the organism in Eukaryota, Viridiplantae, Streptophyta, Magnoliopsida, Rosales, Cannabaceae. Gene Ontology annotation, molecular function: glucose-1-phosphate adenylyltransferase activity. The record is from RefSeq and is a predicted model, not a curated record.